UUCCCUCCCUGUUGGUGGAGCUGCCCAUGACAGUGAGGAAGUAGCUCUGCACUUCACCGGUCAUGACUGUGGCCGUGAACGUCCCGACUCCUCACUGUAAAUAAGACACGGAUCCGCGCUGCGCCAGUUGCGCAAGGAUGGCAGAGUCGGUGGAGGACACGCUGCCCGACGAGGAGAGGGAGUUCCAGAAGACCGUGGCUCUGAUCGGAGGAAAGGAGCGGAUUUACUUGGUCUGUGAUGUUCGUGAAAUUAAAGAGGAAGACGUGGAGGACGCCGGGAUCCUGCAGGAGUUCCUACGUGACAUGUUUCACGGCAGCAGCCAUGUGAAAAGCAACGGGCAGCCCCACUCCUCCUCCCCAGACAACCCAGAAGACACUGCGAGCGAGAACCACAUAUACAGCAAGACAGAGGCAGCUACGUGUAGUAAUGAAAUCCCUCUGGCAGAGAGGCCCAAGGAUUUGGAUGUAGGAGCUUGUCCGGUGGCACAGACGAGCUCCGGCGACAGCAAGGCGCGGUCCGCUCAGAGGACAGCGACGCGCAGGGCCGACAUUUCCAGCGUGAAGCGAGCGAUAGACUCAUCCAUCAUCAUCUUCAUCUUCAGAGAGACGUUUGUCGCCACAGACUCCAGCGAGCUGUGCGUAAAGGAGAUCCUGAAGGACGUCAGGGCGCGCACGAAGCGUGCCAGGAUCCCGCGGCCGGCUCUCAUUGGAUUAAUCCACGCCAGACAGGAGAGCGCCGAGACCCGCCGGUGCGCGCAGCUCCUGGAGAGUCUGAUCCGCUCAGUGUUCCACAAACAUCCUCCGGAGACGAUAUGGAGCGACUGUUUCAUCCCGAACCGAGAGACCAACAUGCUCAGCAUCAAGAGAAACACCUGCAGAGUGCUACACUCGUCCCAAACAGCAGAUAAUACCAGGAAUAGAGGGAACCCGCUUCUCUGGCCAUUCCAAUGUUUGUUCUGGCAUCGGAGAAGAGGAGGCGGCGGUCAGACCAACAACUCUACGAACAGCAGGCAAAGAGGUGAUAGUCUAGAAGAAGGAAUCCCUCUGCAAAAAAACAAUUUUGUGACUGUUGGGCGUCAUGUGGACGGAGAACCACCUGGAGGUGAAAGCUGAUGUCCGGACACGUGACCUUAUGGCUGCAGGCCUAUCGCUAUGGACAAUCCUGGUUUUACUGUGAAGUUGGCCUCAUGAUGCUGCAGCGCCUUAAAACAGGGAUUUCCUUAUGGUGCUCAAAAUUCCCAAUGCUGAGCCAACGUGAUUCCUGAAGCAGUAUUUUGUUAAACAGUCUAAUCUGUUGCCGUCUUGCUGAUUGUUAUUUAUGUAAAGAGCAGUAGAAGCUGAAACACAUUAACGUACGUUUUUUGGGGGGCAGAGACCUUCAGAUAGAGAUCUGUACGUUAGCUUAUUACAUUCUGUGACUGCACAAUAGUGGAAGUAGACAUUUUACAGCACAUUUACAACUUUAACAUGAUGCACAGUCGAAACACAGAACAAGACUAACAACUGGGCAAUGAGGGCCACUGCUCCACGGGACCCCCAAACUUCAGGCGUACCGUUUAUCAACUGGUCUGUGCUAUAGUUGAAUUUUUUUUAUUUGUGCUCAUUAUCAUUUAUUUUGGAAAAUACCCGAUUAAAUCACAGUGUCAGCUGACAUGAUAGAGGUCUUUAUUAGUGUAGCUGACUGAAGCUCUAUCUUUUAAAGCGGGCCUGUGUCAAAAUCUACUAUUUCCACAUCCUUCCAAUAUGUUAAUUUUAGAUACAUGAAUUGAGCAUUUUAUUAGGAACACACCUGGUUAUUAAUGCAAUUUAUACACUAAUCCAAUCAUGUGGCAGCAGUUUAGUGGAUAAGAUCGUGUUCAUGUAAUGGAGACCUUACCAGUAUUAGUGUGAUGCUCCUUAUGCAGUGCUGACUGAAUGUGUUAAUUUGGCAUAUUUUCUGUUGUGUUAAAUUAUUGCACAUCUAACCUGGAGCUCGAUCAAGUGAAGAAAAACUGUAAAACUGCACAGAGAACAGGAAUAACUGUGAAAAGGGGCCCAACUUUUCUUAUUUUGACUGACCCUGGGAUUCUGUUUUCAGGAUUUGUGCCUUUACACGACUGCUAGUAUCAAUAGCCUUAUCUAUAACAGAAACUGCAUAGUCUGCUUUUCACUUUUUUAUGUAUUAAUGUAGGCUACAAACUGCCAGCGGUCUGUACAGUAAUAUAAAUAAAACCAUCCGGUGUAUCUCUUGAUAAGAAGAA
Messenger RNA from Pleuronectes platessa (European plaice), 2239 nucleotides. RefSeq lists its product as uncharacterized. The record is from RefSeq and is a predicted model, not a curated record. The transcript is spliced from 3 exons. Bases 138 to 1112 code for a protein of 324 amino acids. NCBI's taxonomy places the organism in Eukaryota, Metazoa, Chordata, Actinopteri, Pleuronectiformes, Pleuronectidae.